Cryptomeria japonica (Japanese cedar) is the source of this 1228-nucleotide messenger RNA. RefSeq names its product abscisic stress-ripening protein 5. Lineage: Eukaryota; Viridiplantae; Streptophyta; Pinopsida; Cupressales; Cupressaceae. The record is from RefSeq and is a predicted model, not a curated record. The transcript has 2 exons. The coding region runs from base 331 to 1002 and encodes 223 amino acids.
AACGCCAUUAUUGGUAUGGUUGGGCCUUCCUUUCCCUAAAGUUUUGUCUAUGUUCUAACCAGCCAUUCUCAGGCAUUGAGAUCUUAUCUCAUCCCCAAAGAUAAAAAGACAUAAUGAAUGAACGCCAUUAUUGGAUGGUUGGGCCUUCCUUUCCCUAAAGUUUUGUCUAUGUUCAUCAAUUAACUGCUGCCACGCACUCCCCCACCUUGUUGCUAUAUAUACAAUGUGUAUAUCAAACCCUAUCCAUCGUUGAGUAUUACUUUUCAAUAUACUCUCUCUGCAGUCUCUGCCUUUUUUUCGCAUUUUGUGGAUUUUUUUUAGUGUUGAAACAUGUCUGAAGAGCGCCACCAUCACCAUCUCUUCCACCACAAGAAGGAAGAGGAAGAAAAUGCUCCAGACAGCGGUUCUUAUGGAUCAGGCGGCUAUAAUACCACUCAAGGUGGGUAUGGACAAUCUGAGACUACAUAUGGAUCGGACGGCUAUAAUGCCACUCAGGGUGGGUAUGGACAAUCUGAGACUACCUAUGGCUCGGACGGCUAUAAUGCCACUCAAGGUGGGUAUGGACAAUCUGAGACUACAUAUGGAUCGGACGGCUAUAAUGCCACUCAAGGUGGGUAUGGACAAACUGAGACUGCAUAUGGAUCGUCCGAUUAUCAGACUGGACCGGGCUAUACCGCUGACUCUACAUAUGUAAAGCAAACCACAGUUGAUUAUAGUCAAGAAGACGCGUAUGAGAAGGCGAAAAAGGAGGAAAAACACCACAAACAUUUGGAGCAUGUUGGUGAAAUGGGUACUGCUGCUGCUGGAGCAUUUGCUCUGUAUGAGAAGCAUGAAUCAAAGAAAGAUCCAGAGCAUGCCCACAGGCACAAGAUAGAGGAGGAGAUUGCUGCAGCUGCUGCGGUGGGCAGUGGUGGUUUUGCAUUCCAUGAACGCCAUGAGAGGAAGGAAGACAAGGAGGAAGAAGAGGAAGCCCAUGGCAAGAAGCAUCACCAUCUCUUUUGAGUUGGGUCUCUAGAUUAUAUGCUAUGUUUUUAGUUUAUCAGAUCUGUAAAAUGUAUGGGGGUGUUUGUUGUGAGUAUUGCUGGUGUGUGAUCUGACCCAUAGGGUUUGUUCUUCUUUGUUAAAUAAGGGGUGCAAGAUGGAGAUGUGUUAAGACUAUGGUUAUGUGUUUUGUAUAUGAGUGUCAUGCUGUUUGGAAACAGUUAAUAUGAUAUAUUUGUUUGGGUAA